Molecule: messenger RNA, 462 nt
Organism: Aspergillus melleus
Lineage: Eukaryota; Fungi; Ascomycota; Eurotiomycetes; Eurotiales; Aspergillaceae
Exons: 1
Coding region: 1-462 (153 amino acids)
Source: RefSeq, a predicted model, not a curated record
AUGCUAUUUCCCGGGUCGGUGACGGAUACAUCCGACUUCUUUGAUAUGGACCGAGAGCUGGCGCGUUUGCGCUACAAGCCAACCCGGGCCUCUCUCCAGGAGAGCCUGCGCAGCGCCAACCCUCCAGCGCCUUUGGGCCAGAAUAGGCAGAGCCUACCGGUUCGAACCCACGAGAUUGUUCGCCCAGUUGCGACGAAAUUUGCUGCUCGAUUGGACCAGGUGGCGGUUCCGGCCUGGAUCGCUCGGCUGGCCUUUAGUAUCACACUGUGUAUUUUCCAAAGUGCCAACGAAGCGGUGUUUUUGGAGAUGACGUCGGGCCGAAGAACCUCAGCUCCGAAACACAGCGCACGAUUGGACCUGCCCUCCUACCACAAAUUCGCACUUUUAGUCUUGGGGACGACGAUGCGCCCGGUCCCAGGGCCCAGUCCUUCCGCUCGUCGCGCGACAUUUCCCAUGCCUUGA